Messenger RNA from Rangifer tarandus platyrhynchus (Svalbard reindeer), 1455 nucleotides. The record is from the annotation of a GenBank genome assembly. NCBI's taxonomy places the organism in Eukaryota, Metazoa, Chordata, Mammalia, Artiodactyla, Cervidae.
AUGUGGUAUGUCAGCACUCGGGGGAUGGCCCCACGGAUCGACUUCGAGGGGGCGCUCUUCUCUGGCUAUGCUCCAGACGGGGGCCUCUACAUGCCUGAGGAGCUUCCACAGCUGGGCAGAGAGACCCUGCAUGAGUGGAGCACGCUCUCCUACCCCAGCUUGGUGAAGGAGCUGUGCAGCCUCUUCAUUGGACCUGAGCUCAUUCCUAGAGAUGACCUAAAUGAUCUGAUUGAUCGUGCCUUCAGCAGAUUCCGCCACAGAGAGGUGGUGCAUCUGUCCAGGUUGAGGAACGGGCUGAACGUGCUGGAGCUGUGGCACGGGGUCACCUAUGCGUUUAAGGACAUGUCCCUGUGCUGCGCAGCACAGUUCCUGCAGUAUUUCCUGCAGAAGAGGAAGAGGCACAUCACCGUGGUUGUAGGAACUUCUGGGGAUACAGGAAGUGCUGCCAUUGAGAGUGUUCAAGGGGCAAAAAACGUGGACAUCAUUGUUCUGCUGCCCAAGGGUCACUGUACAAAGAUUCAGGAGCUCCAGAUGACAACAGUGCUAAGAGAGAAUGUCCACGUGUUCGGAGUGGAGGGUAACAGUGAUGAGCUGGAUGAGCCCAUCAAGAUGGUGUUUGCCGAUGUGGCCUUUGUCAAGAAGCACAACCUGAUGAGUCUGAAUUCAAUCAACUGGUCCCGGGUCCUCGUGCAAAUAGCCCACCACUUCUUCGCUUAUUUCCGGUGUGCGCCAUCCUUAGACAUGCACCCCCUCCCCGCCGUGGAGGUGGUUGUGCCAACGGGGGCUGCUGGUAACCUUGCAGCUGGGUGCAUCGCUCAGAAGAUGGGGCUGCCCAUUCACCUGGUCGUGGCAGUGAACAGCAAUGACAUCAUCCACAGGACCGUCCAAUGGGGAGACUUCUCUCUGUCCGAAGCGGUUAAACCAACCUUGGCGUCAGCCAUGGACAUUCAGGUUCCCUACAACAUGGAGAGGAUCUUCUGGCUGCUAUCUGGCUCUGACAGCCAGGUGAUAAGAGCCCUCAUGGAGCAGUUUGAAAGGACAAAAAGUGUGGGUCUCCCCAAGGAGCUACACAGCAAGCUUGCGGAGGCAGUAACUUCUCAGUCAGUGUCGGACGAGGCCAUCAUCCAGACGAUGGGCCGCUGCUGGCAGGAGAACGAGUACUUGGUGUGUCCUCACUCGGCCGUGGCCGUGAGCUGCCAUUACCAGCAGGUGGACAGGCAGCAGCCCAGCCCUCCUCGCUGUUGUCUGGCUCCGGCCUCUGCAGCCAAGUUCCCGGAGGCCGUGCGGGCUGCCAGGCUGACCCUGGACACCCCGGCAGAGAUCCUUGCCCUGGAGCACAAGGAGACACGGUGCACCCCAAUGCGGAAGGGCGAUGACUGGACUCAGAUGCUCCGGGACACAAUAGAGGACCUGAGCCAGCAGUGGCAGGGGCGCUUCCAGAAUCUCCCGGCAUAG